This is a messenger RNA of Salarias fasciatus (jewelled blenny), 1387 nucleotides long. RefSeq names its product androgen-induced 1 (H. sapiens) (gene aig1). The transcript is spliced from 6 exons. The record is from RefSeq and is a predicted model, not a curated record. Gene Ontology annotation, cellular component: membrane; endomembrane system. NCBI's taxonomy places the organism in Eukaryota, Metazoa, Chordata, Actinopteri, Blenniiformes, Blenniidae. The coding region runs from base 206 to 907 and encodes 233 amino acids.
GCGGGGGGAGGAGGGGGGCAGGAGGAGCGGCUGGCACGCGCACACUCACACAUACACACACACACACACACACGUCGGGUCCACGCCGGGUCCGCACCGGGUCCAGAAUCCAGUCCAGCCGGGGCUUCGCGGAGGCGGCAGAGCGGCGCGGCGCGGCGCGGGGCGGAAGGCGGGCGGGGAGACGCAGACGGAGCCGAGCAGCAUCAUGGCGCUGAUCCCCUCGCAGGUCCUGCGGGUCGCCAUCCUGCUGUCGUACUUCUCCAUCCUCUGCCACUACAAGGCUCUGGACAUGCCGGCUCACCAGACGUACGGCGGCAGCUGGAAGUUCCUCACCUUCAUCGACCUGGUGAUCCAGGCGGUGUUCUUCGGCCUGUGCGUCCUGAUCGACGUCUCCAGCCUGCUGACCAAGGGCGGCGACAGCAGGGAGCAGGAGCGGCAGCUGAGGAAGCUGAUCGGCCUGAGGGACUGGAUGAUGGCCGUCCUGGCCUUCCCUGUCGGAGCGUUCGUGGUCUUCACCUUCUGGUCGCUCUACCUGUACGACCGAGAGCUGGUCUACCCCAAACUGCUGGACAACUUCAUUCCCCAGUGGCUCAACCACGGCAUGCACACCACCGUUCUUCCCUUCAUCAUCAUCGAGAUGCGGACCACCCACCACCGGUACCCCAGCAGGUCGUGGGGCCUGGCGGCCGUUUGCUGCUUCGGGGUUGGAUACAUCCUCUGGACGUGUUGGGUGCACCAUGUGACCGGGGUGUGGGUGUACCCGGUGCUGGAGCGCAUCGCGCCGCUCGCUCGGGUCAUGUUCUUCAGCGUGAUGCUGGGGGUCAUCAGCGUCUUCUACGUCCUCGGAGAAAUCCUCAACAGCUACGUCUGGGACCAGCCACACACAGCAAAGGUCAAAGGUGAGUGAUCUUCUCUGAAGUGGGAGGACGUCGAGCCUCCGUCGCCUGGAGAGGGAAGCAGAACAAGCCCUGACCAGCUCUGUGGACGUGGAAACGGCGGGUACCUUUUGAACUGCGUUUAUAGUCUUACCAAGUUAAAUCGGAAGAGUUCAACACACCAUCGUUCAUUUAAUGUGCAUAAAGAAAAGACUGAUUUGAUUCCAUAUCAAAGCCUGUUUUUUUUUUGGUGCAUUUCAACAAAAAUGAAGACCAGUGGAAAAUAGGAAAACAUACACACCACAUAGGAAGUCGCUACCUGUACAUGAAGAACAAGAACACACUGCAUCUGAACUUUGCUUUUCUGGUUUGGAUUACUUGAAUUUAUUCCUUUAUAAGUUUUUACGUUCUGCAGAACUGAACGUCAACAAUGUGUUGGAAUAUUGUUCGUUGUCUGAGUCACUCUACAUGUUUGAAAGAAACUCUAAAAACUGAAUAAAGUGUGAGUGAAA